AUGGCGGCAUGUCGUCUGCUGUGCAGAUCCGUUUGCAACAUCAAGAAAACGAGUUUCGUCCUGCAAAGCCAGUUGAAUCACACAAUACGGUCUGCCCGUUGCAUUCAGCGCUCAUCUAGGGACAGCACUGAGGCGUUUGACGACAGCGGCGUUUAUUCGCAGACGUCUCUGCUCGAAAAGUAUUUGAGUGCCAAGCAAGCGUGCGAGGCUCUGCCAACGCCGGAAGUGAACCCAUUCGGCGUAUUCGCGAAUAAUGAACUGGACAUAUCGCAGAUCGAGGUGUACGGCUUCGACUAUGAUUACACACUGGCCGUGUACACUGAGAAACUGCACUACCUCAUUUAUGACCUUGGCAGGGAUUGGCUGAUAAACAAGUUCAAGUAUCCAAAAGACAUUGCACAACUGGAAUACAGGCCAGGAUUUGCAAUUCGAGGCCUCCAAUAUGACAUGAAAAAGGGCAUACUUAUGAAGAUGGAUCUCUUUCAUCAGAUACAGUUCUGCAGCGUUUACAGGGGCCUUACACCACUAAGCAAAGAGGAAGUAAUCAAUACCUAUGGUGGAUCAUACAUUCCCCAGUACAUGAUAAGAGGCAAUGCUGAACAGGGAGCACGAAUGAAGCAGCUCAACGACCUCUUUUCUGUGCCCGAAAUCUGCCUCCUGUCGAAUGUUACCGAGUAUUUCGAGCGGCACAACAUUGCCUACAAUCCAGAGAUUCUCUUCUUCGAUAUUCAGAAUGCCAUUUCAAGCAUUCAUCCAGUGAUUCACAACACCCUCAAUGAGAGCAACAUCAGUGACUACUUAGAGAAGCGAAGUGAACUGGUGACGUUCCUAGAGCGAUUAAAAUCAGCUGAUAAGCAGAUGUUCCUGGUUACCAACAGUCCAUUCAAAUUCGUGGAUGUUGGCAUGCGAUACAUGAUUGGUCCUGAAUGGCAGGAUCUCUUCGAUGUAGUCAUCGUCCAGGCGAGAAAGCCAAAGUUUUUCACCGAUCAACACAGACCGUUUCGUGUGUAUGACCCUGAAACGAAGAGUCAGCUCUGGGAGCGCGUCACCAAACUGGAGAAGAACAAAGUCUACAUUGAGGGCACAGUCACUCAGCUGCAGGCCAUGACUGGUUGGUGUGGCAACAGUGUGCUGUACUUUGGGGACCAGAUUUACAGCGACCUCGCUGACCUGACGCUCAAUUAUGGUUGGAGAACAGGAGCCAUCAUAUGGGAGCUGGCAAACGAAAUUAAAAUCUUGAACUCUGAAGAAUUUAGACACACUGUCAGCUGGCUUCAGUCUCUGCAGCACUUGAUUGAAGAGAUGCAGGACCAUGAGGACAUUGAGGACUUCAUCGAACAACUCCUGCAGGAGCGUGAUCAGCUAAGGAAAACCACCAAGUCUCUCUUCAAUGCCAACUUCGGGAGCAUUUUCCGCACGCAUCACAACCCAACCUACUUCUCCCGACGUCUAUUCCGCUACUCGGACAUCUACAUGUCACAUGUCACCAACCUGCUCAACUACUCCUUGCGGCACACCUUCUACCCGCGUCGUGGAGCACUCCCCCAUGAGUGCCACACACCCCACAGCUAAGUUCCUUGUCUUAUUUGUGUCGUGUGGUGCAGCAGUGUCUAGCUCAGUUCACUCAACACUGGCUGCAUUUUCAUUGGGGACUCCCUUGCAUUCAACACAGUUAAUUCUGUGCAGUUUACUUCUCUUUACUCUGAUGGGCAGAACAUCAAGGCCAAAUUAUAGAGCAGGUGAAGCUUUCUGACCUGUAGAAUCAAAGUAUGUAAAUGUACAAAGCAAGGAUUGCAUAUAAACAAAGCGAACAUGCCUUAACUUUGUGGCAGUAGUUGAACGAAGGAAGUGUAUUCAUUAGGUAAAAAAGAGAGGGAUGUAGCAGACGUGCACAAAAACAAUGCUCGUGAGGAUAUCGCUCAUGUUAGUGCUGUGGCAGAAAAGGUAAAAGAUUCAAGAAAAGAAGUGCUCCGCUUUUGGUGAUUUCCAGUAGCACUGUGGCUUUUGUAUGUGAUUUUCUUGCAUACACAUUGUAUGUUAAUCAAUAAGAUAGCACAUCAUCAUUAUAAGAAGUGCAUUUUCAUCCUCAGAGAAUAGCUGUGCUGCUGUCGCCAGUUAUGGCCUCAAUAUGUUGUGUUAUCUGGUUCUUGGGAGAACCGAAAUAACAACUGUUGCUGACUUUAUUAGCAUGGAAAUUAUCGAUGGUUAGACUGUAAGGAAAAUUGUAUUUAGCUUUUUCUCAAGUGGAGUGUCAUGCUAAUCAUAAAGGAACAUAGCAUUGCCAAUGAUGUCUGUUUUUCUGGCAGUUAAAUGUAAAUAGGAGGCUCCCUUAGUAUGUGUGUGAGACAGGCUUUGCUACAAAAUUGUCGCCUUGGCAUGCUGUAUCUUUAAAGCAAGAUGUACAAAAGUUAAAGCCGUGUUGAUUUUGCAAGAUCACUCGUAGAACAGCCUGUUCUAGUCUCUUGUUAUUGUGAGCUUGGUGCCACGCAUAGUGCCAUAUGUUAGACCUUUCACAAGAGUCUUCAAGUUUAUUACUGAUAUAACACAGCCAUAGUACAAUUUUAAUGUAGUUCUAGUGUGUUAUUAACUUCCUGUUGGGUUAUCAGCGGGCCGAGAGGCAGUGUCAAAGGCAGCUGGUAUGUAGCCUGCUCGAGAGAAUCGCAGUGUUGGUGAAACUGCGGAUUUUGUUCUUCUCGAUGUUUGCGAUAUUAUUUGUGCGGUCGAUGUUGCAUGAUCACGUAAUGCUUACCUAAACAAGGCACUCGGGGAAGUUUUAAGGUGAAAGAUAAGAGAACAUUUUGCAACUAUAGCAUAAUACUUGCUCCUAUUGUGAAGCAUGCUUUAAUUAGCAAUACAGAAAACCAAUCGAAUGCUCCUUAUGCCAUUCAGCAACAGUACCCUUACAGCCAGCACCGAAGAACGGACCGCCACUGCUGUCGUGAUAGUACUUUGUACACGUGAUCGCUUCUUCUCCUCGUUCGAUUGACGGCUCUCUAGCCAGCCUGGUUAUGUUAUCUUAAGCUAGGUAGCGUCAUGAAACCACCCAAAACGACGUCAACUAGCGAGAUAGUGUCGUUUUGUUGCAAGUACAAAACUAGACGCACCCGUAAACUCUCAGAACGCAGGAUUGUGAAUGCACUGACCACACAGUCAUUACGUAUAUACCGUUCAAUUAUUCAAGAAGGUGGUCGUUAAGGGACCGUUUUUCAUGGCGCCGUCACGUGGUGAUAACUUUCCUUGUAUGCGAUGUCGUUACCAUUCGUGUGCGAUUGAUUAAAAGGAAGUUUUGUUUUUGACAAGGAAAUAGUGUAGGCCUGAUGUUCUCCCAAUUGCACGAUAAACGUGAGCUACCACGGCGGCUAUCCCCACAGCCACUUUAUUGGGUAUAUAUGUGAAUUCAAACGUAGGACGCCAUCUGUAGCCAUGGCGGCGAGUGUGGUACACUCUUCAUGAGCCUGUGUGGCGUCACAUAGCACGUGAAUUGGGCGACUAUAGCAUAAUACUUGUUCCUAUUGUGAAGCAUGCUUUAAUUAACAAUACAGAAAAACAAUCGAAUGAUCCUUAUGCGAUUCGGGUGCCCUGAUCACUUUAUUUCUCCUUUUCUGUCCAUUUAUUGCACUAACAUCAUGAUUCUUAUAUACUUUGAUCGUGUUGUCGAAUGGUGGAGAACAGGCUCAGGGAUCAGGAGUGAAUCACCCGUGGAGGAAUAGUAUUACUUCAAUCGUGAUUCUUUAUUUGCUUGAUAGAUGUGUUUGUUGCUUACUUUGCCAAUGGUUGUGUGCAUUGUCUUCUGUGAGCUCAAGCAAGUGCAUUACAAUGUCUUGCUCUGUUUUAUCGCUCAUGCUCUUAGCACGAUGCAUGUCCAUUGAAUUAGCCAUUCAUAGCCGUUACGGAAGGCAGGUUGUGGCGAAUACUCUUAAUGGUGAAAUGUUCAAAGGCCUACACCAUUGUUACCAGUUCAUGCCUUUUUUCAGCACUGUCAGCAGAGAUGGGUAAAUUGAGGUAAGCAGAUGCUACCAGUGGAGGUGAAUUUAAUGCACUGGUGAGUAAAUGCACGGUGAGUGAACAUGCACUGAUUAGAUGAGAAAGAAAAAAUAUAUGACCGAGGGUGUGUCUACGUCUUGUGACGCAUGAACUUGCUGCUUGCAGAAAUAUUUUACCAAUUCUUCUUCAGUUCAUCAUGGUAAAGCUGUUUAGAGUUUUUGUGCCAUUGAAUGGAAAAGACAAAUGCGGUUCAGUGCAUAUGAGCUGCAGUCUUUUCGUUUUGUUGUAAUUAGAUGUGAAUGCUAUUUCUUAAAGCUAAGAGAUAAGGUUAAUAUGGCUUUCAAAUUAUAUGUUCGCCCUUUUUUUGUAAUUUUUAUGAACCUAUAUUGUAUUGUGCAUGCUUAUUGUACAGCUUUUUUAGGGUAAGUUUUUUUUGGUUUGUUGUUGUUGCAUAUAUAUACAUAGCAUUUUUGCAAGUACAUUUCUACGAAUAUAAUCUCGUUCAUUUUUUUUCCUUUUGUUUGAGAAGCUGCCGAGUUUCAUUGUUAUUUUUUCUUUCUUUUUCUUUUUUUUACUGCUUUUUCACUGUAAAACUGGCAGUCUUUCUUUACUAAAACAACUACAAGAAGCUGCUUUGCUAUAAUGCUGUAAAAUGUAGAGUAGAACAGGUAAUUUUGUAGCCAUGUAGCAGUUUGGCACCUUCAUUCAGGGUGAUUGCUUACACAUCUUGCUUUGCUUGCUGCUCGAACUGUUUUAGCAGUUUGUUUUUUGUCCUUGCACAUUAUUUCGCCCUUUUGAUCUCCUUUUGGAGUGGAGGCACAAGUUUAGCUUUGCUUUUGCUAGUUGCAUCGGCAGCUGAGUUAGUAUGGUUGUCCAAACUAAUAAUUCAUUGUGCUAGACUUCAGUGAUGCUGUAAAGAGUUUAGUAUAAGAAGGAAAAGGCAACAUAGCCGGUGAAGGUGUGUUUUUGCACAUUACCUGCUGCAGCACAUGCACUGUUCCGGUCUGUGGCCUGUUCCUUCUUGUUGCCGCGGUGUAUCGACUUUUGCCAAGUGCUGGGGUAUGCAAGCACUGCAGGGCUUUCACUGUACAGACUUGGUUCAGUUCUGCAUAUGUUGAAAUCUAUGUUUUUGGUGCAUGUUUUUGUGUACUGCCUUGUGCCCGAUGACAUAUACUGGACCUUUAGGUAACUCAUCAGUCGUAUAAGAUUAUUAUUGUAGUCCCAGUGGGCACAUUGUGCAGCAUAGUAUUUGUGCUAUCAACUUACAUAAAACGGUAUUUCUAGCUGAAGAGAUUGCACGAUCUCUUUGAGCGUAGUUACUUGGAGGGGCUGCUUCGACUAGAUAAAGGUGAUACAGUUAAAGGUGAUACAGUUCAGAUAAGGAGCACUGCACCACAAGGGAGAUUCAGCAUUCUUUAUGCCGGUAAAUUAAUUAUUGCAUUGCCGGCUAUUAUGUUUGUUGGCUUGGUUUAUCGUCGGAAUAUAUGCUGCAUCAUUUGGCUUCAUUCUGGUGCAGUUAACUCAUGUACUGUGGUUAACCUUAUAAGUAUUUGUGCAUAGUCAACAUUGUAUACCUGGUGCUGUUUGUUUUGUUCGUUAAAAUCACCUUUUUUUGUGCCACUCGUUUCCUUGAGCUUAUUGACAUUAAUUUUGGUAGUGACACGUCGAUUUGUUGCAGAAAUUCUUUUUUUUGUGAGCAAUGAAAUGUUACGGUUCUGUGAAAUAAAAUUUCUAUCUCGUAUCUAUGAGCAAAAAAAGUUUAUAUAUUUUCUGGUUGAUACUGUGUCAUUAAGGUUUAUCUUGUUCCCAUUGUGCUGGUAUAGACAUACUUUCCUUAAGGUAUGUAGACGUACAGAAAGUUUUCCGAGGUAUCCUGUUAGAUGACUUAGUGUGCCUAGCGAGCGAAUGUGCCUAUCUAAUAUGUUCAUUGUCUCGAUGUAGCUUCCUGAUGAAAGUGAUGUUUUGCAAGUAAUUGUGAAUAAACAGUGGUUAAUACUGUGA
This is a messenger RNA of Rhipicephalus microplus (southern cattle tick), 5985 nucleotides long. RefSeq names its product 5' nucleotidase C. Gene Ontology annotation, molecular function: 5'-nucleotidase activity. Lineage: Eukaryota; Metazoa; Arthropoda; Arachnida; Ixodida; Ixodidae. The record is from RefSeq and is a predicted model, not a curated record.